UUGUGCGAGGUCCAAAGUAAGCCCCUAUUUAAGUGGCUCUGCACUUUCAAGGGGUUGCUUUUUUUUAGUACCCAUAAUUUAUUAUUCAUUUACUCGUGCGUUAAUUUUUUUUAUUUUUAUUUAUUUACUCGAAGCUAAACAAAAAAUUGACAAAUAAGUUUAUUGACCAGUGAAUUUAAUUUAUUUAUUUAUGUGUAAAUAUAAUUAAUCGCGAUGCCGCGUGAGCUGAGACUGUGUACAAGUUUUAAAAAAAUAAAACGUAACGUUCACACCGCGCACAAUAUUAGAUCCCACGUGGAUCUUUUCCUCGUGUUCAUCAAUCUACUUUUAAUACUUACCCCAAGUGGAAACGCUUCCUACGAGAUGCAGGGCCCAAAUUUCACAGUAGAACCGCAGUCGAGAGUUGAAUUUACGAAUGUAAGUGGCGGUCGUGUCGAUUGUACUGUCCGGGGAAACCCAGAACCAACAGUUGAAUGGCUGGCAGCAGACGGCGGCAAUGUCGCCAGCAUACCUGGGAUUAGAAUGGUAUUUAGUAAUGGAACCAUUUACUUCCCUGCUUUUGAGGCUGAAGCAUUUCGUCAGGAUGUUCAUUGGGCGAUUUAUAAAUGCUCAGCAAUUAAUAGUGUUGGUGCCGUUGUCAGCAGGGAUGUCACCGUUAGAGCCGUGGUAAACCAGCGUUACGACCCAGAAGUUCAAAGUCUCGGUGGUUUCCUGGGCAACAAUGUACUUAUGCGAUGCAACGUUCCCAGUUUUGUACGAGAUCACGUUACUGUUACAUCUUGGUUACAGGAACCAUCAUUUAAUAUUUAUCCAUCAGCUAUGAGUGAUGGGAAAUAUCAUAUGCUUCCUAAUGGGGAUUUAAUGAUUAUUAAUAUAACACGAAAUGAUGCUCAAAUGACGUAUAGAUGUCGAACACAUCAUCGACUGACACAAGAGACAUUGGUUAGUCCUAAUGUAGGUCGUGUACAACUAGCAGAAAUAAGAGGUUUUACGCCGCCAAUAUUAAAUGAAAAAUUGCACACAAUGUCAGCACGUCUAGAGGAUACUGUGGUAAUACCAUGUGUGGCAUACGCAAAUCCCCCACCGUCUAACAGAUGGUACUUUAAGCGAGAUCAACGUGAGGAACCUAUUGAUGAGAUUUCAGGUCACUACACAAUCCGCGAUGGUUGUUUGACAAUCCAAGCAGUCCAAGAGAGUGACACUGGCACGUAUGUUUGCACGGCGAGUAAUGUUGAAGGCAGCGCAAGUUUAGAAAUUCGUUUGAGUGUUUCUGCGUCUUUGAGUGUACAUGUACAACCCCCAGUCCAGACUGUUGAUCUCGGUAAACCUGCAUCGCUUACGUGCAGUGCCAGCGGUUUCCCUCAGGCAGCUCUUUAUUGGUUGAAAGAUGGACAGCCGCUGCGGACAGGCGAUCAUAUAAGUCUAAUCUCACGGGAUCGCAUUUCCGUGAGUGCCGUUGCUCGUGAGGAUCGUGGUAUGUAUCAAUGUUUUGUUCGCAAUGAACAUGAGAUGGCACAGGGAAUCGCGGAAUUACGCUUGGGAGAAAUAUCGCCACAACUGGUGUACCGAUUCAUCGAGCAAACAAUGCAACCGGGACCAUCGGUAUCACUUAAAUGCAGCGCUGCUGGGAAUCCAACACCUCAAAUUUCAUGGCUGCUCGAUGGAUUUCCGCUGCCCCAGAAUGACCGUAUACUUAUUGGCCAGUACGUCACAGUCUACGGAGAUGUUAUUUCCCAUGUCAACAUAUCCUCGGUAAAAUCCGAGGACAGUGGGGAAUAUCAGUGCACAGCUGCUAGUCGUGCUGGUGAAACAUCUCAUUCUGCCAGGCUAAAUGUUUAUGGAUUGCCGUAUGUACGUCCGAUGCCAGCAGUGUCGGCAAUCGCGGAAAAACAACUUCAAAUAAAGUGUCCAGUUGCCGGCUAUCCCAUUGAAUCCAUUAUUUGGGAAAAAAAUGGUACUCGAUUACCAACAAACAUACGACAGAGAGUAGCAAAUGGAACCUUGACGAUUGAUACUGUUCAACGUAGCGCAGAUCAAGGUAUAUAUACGUGUGUUGCACGAAAUAAACACAACUAUACGUCACACAGGACUGUUGACGUACGUGUUCUUGUGCCACCUAAAAUCACGCCUUUCAGUUUUGCUCGCGAUUUAAACGUAGGCGAUCGUACUAGCAUACAGUGCGUUGUUGUGACAGGUGACUUACCACUGACAUUCACGUGGCUGAAAGAUAAUGUGCCAAUAGAAACACGUGACCAAGAGUCAUCCUCAAAUAAUAUCAAGAGCAAUAGUGCCGGCAUUAACAUCAAGAAAUCAAAUCAACUCGGUGGUGGUGGUGGUGGGGGUGGAAGUAGUGGAAGUAGUAGUAGUGGAAGUCUUGCUGGUGGAAAUAAAAAUCAGUUAUCAGCACGUGGCUCAACUCGAUUAUUUAAAAAUAUUGGGCACAUUGAUCAGUCAUUAGAAGAUUCAAUAACAAUACGUCACUAUGAUGCUUUUAAUAGUGCUCUGAGCGUUAGCACGAUAACACCUGCACACAAUGGCACGUAUACCUGUCGCGUGACCAAUGGCGCUGCAACCGUCGCUCAUUCUACUCUUCUCCUUGUCAACGUCCCUCCUCGGUGGGUUGUGGAACCUAUCGACCAGGAUGCUAUUGUAGGUCAUUCUGUCUCCGUGGCUUGCCAAGCUGAAGGAUUUCCGAUUCCUAAUGUUACGUGGAAACAAUCUAUUGGUGAAACACCGGGAGACUAUCGAGAGCUUGGAUACGGAGGUAUGGAGGGCAUUGAAGUUUCAAAGAAUGGCUCGUUGGUAAUUCCGAGAGUAUCGAGAGAACACAGUGGGUUUUACAUGUGCCAAGGCAGCAAUGGUAUAGGCCCUGGUCUCAGCAAACUCAUUCGUCUAACAGUUCAUGCGGGGCCGCAUGUUGAAAUAAAAACCCGUCAAGAAUCUGUCAGAAGAGGUGAAACAGCAACUUUAAGAUGUGAGGCUGAAGGUGAUUCACCUCUUGAUAUCAGUUGGCGUAAUCGCGGCGGCAGAAUUGAACCAAUUUAUGAUUUAAGAUACAUAUUGGAGAAUAAUUCAACGCCACGUGGAAUGACGUCUGAAUUACGAAUAACUAAAGCCGGUCAUGAGGAUCGCGGGGAGUACGUGUGCGUUGCCAGCAAUGCGUAUGGCAUCGAUAAAGCAUCCAUCCAUCUCCUCGUCCAAGAGCCACCUAAUUUUCCCCGAAAUUUGCACGUUGCCGAGCUCAAAAGUCGAUCGAUACUUUUGUCUUGGUCAUCGCCUUCCAGCGACUCUGAUUCAUUGAAUCCUGACUCUCCCAUCACAAACUACAUCAUUCAAUACAAAGAAGCCGACGAUGUGUGGCAUGACCACAACACGCAGCCGGUAGCAGGAGACAACACGGUCGCGCUGGUAUCACAACUAAAACCUGCCACCACCUACCACUUUCGUGUUUUUGCGGAAAAUCAUCUCGGAACAUCAGCCCCAAGCGACAUUCUUCAUGUGCAGACUGAUGGGGAGAUACCGGGUGGCCCUCCGCGGCAGGUCACCGCCGAGCCCCUGGGUCCGCAGCAGCUUAAAAUCACAUGGCAGCCUCCGGAUCAAUCUCUGUGGAAUGGUGAGCUUCUCGGCUACACUAUCGCAUCCACUAUACUGAGAGAUGAUGAACAAGCAACAAAUAUUACCCGAGUGGGUAUCACAGGAAAUGGAGACGGAUCUUACGAAUAUCGUUUGACCGGGUUAAGAAAAUUUACCGAGUACAGUAUAGUGGUGAAAGCUUUUAAUAGUAAAGGAGAUGGUCCUGGCUCUGAUCCUGUCAUAACUCAGACCCUUGAAGCCGUACCGAGUUCGCCGCCACAAAACAUUGCAUGUACAGCACUGACUGGUCAAAAUAUUCAAGUUACGUGGAAAGCUCCCCCGUCUGAUAAAAUUCAUGGUAUAAUAAAGGGCUACAAACUUUUAUAUGAACCGGCUAAUGAAGAAAGUACUGAAACUUUGGGAUCAAGAGAUACCAAGAUUACUCAAGCUCUUAGCACCGUUUUGCACGAUCUAAGACCUUACACAAACUAUACCGUGCAAAUUUUGGCUUACACAAGAGCCGGUGAAGGUGUUAGUAGUACGCCCAUCUCAUGUAUGACUGAAGAAACUGUUCCAGACGUUCCUGAGCGUGUUAAGGCAGUUCCAAGUGCCGAAAAUGUUGUUAUUAUAUCGUGGUUGCCACCAAAACGACCCAACGGUAUUGUCACAAAGUAUACCGUGUAUAUACGAGCGCUGGAUCAGGGCCAAGAAGUAAAGAUCAUUAAAGACUUUUUGCCAGCUCGAAGUUUGCACUACGAAGCCACGGGGUUGAAACUACGGGAAUCUUAUGAAGCAUGGGUCACUGCAUCUACCAAAGUAGGAGAAGGACCCAGCACUCCGGUCAUCAAACUUCAGCCAAGUUCUACCGUUCCAGCAGCUAUUGUAUCUUUUGGAGCUCCAAUAAUAACGUCUUGGCGUGUUGACGUAAGAUUUCAUUGUUUGUGUGUUGGAGUACCAGCGCCCACAGUUGAUUGGCGAUUGGGGGAUGUUAAAUUGCAAAAGAAUCAAAGAGUGGAUAUCGGAGCAGAUCAUACAUUGAUUUUGAGAAACGUACAGCGAAGUCAAGAAGGAAAUUAUUCAUGUCAUGUUAAAAAUUCACUGGGAUUUGAUGAAAUUGUUUAUAGUUUACAAGUACAAGUUCCACCAACACCUCCGACGCUUCUUGCAACUGGUACAACAACUGAUGCGGUACAGUUACAGUGGAAACAGGGAGAUAACGGGGGCGCGCCCAUAAAGGGAUUUGUGCUGGCUUAUCGUAAGGAAUUCGCAGAAUGGGAAGAAGUUAUGCUUGACAGACGUGCUAGCACCCAUUUGCUCGGGGGUUUGCAGUGCGGCACUAAAUAUCAAUUUACUUUGGCUGCUUUCAACCGCAUCGGCAGCGGGAGUGCAAGUAAAAUGGAAACUGCGCGAACUAAAGGCUCUAAGCCCAUUCCUCCCCAUAAAAAACAUCUCAUACGGACCAAUAUGACUUCCGUUGUACUCGAACUGACUUCAUGGCAAGACGGCGGCUGCCCAUUACUCUACUUUGUUGUCGAGUACAAACGAUUACCCGGCGAUUGGCUUCUUGUAUCGAAUAAUGUGUCACCACAAUCAAGAUUUCCUAUUGUCAAUUUGGAAAGCGGAACAAGCUAUGAAUUACGAGUGACAGGAUACAAUAAUGCCGGAUCAACUCAAGCGGAAUACCUAUUUAGUACAACGAGUCCUGGCGAUUUAACGAGAAUUCAUGACGGCCGGCUGCCUGAAAUAAAGGUCACGCCGGUCUAUUUCGAUGCACAAGUACUUGCGCCCAGUGUUAUAUCUGUUGUUGCUGUUAUACUUGUCAUUGGCGGUGUUUGUUUUUGUCUUAAAACACAUUCUCUGAGAGGCAGAAGAGGUAAUGAUCCAAGUUCCCAAACACAAGCGGCAUUAGAUAACAAACACAAUAUGGAACAAAGAGAACAGUAUUAUGCAACCGUACGUAAGCCUAGUCAACAAUCCCCUUGUCGGGAAGUAAAUGCAUUGGAACGGAUACCCGAGUACUCGGAAGACAUUUAUCCGUACGCAACAUUUCAUUUACCAGAGCAAGAAAAUCUUUCAGCAAAUCCAAUACGACAGGCGUAUUUUUAUGAGAGGAGUGAAACAAUGUUGCAAGGCGCUCAGAUCGAUGUUGAUCAGUACACAAAAGUACGAAGUCGUUCAAGACGCAAAUCAAAGUCAUUCAAGUCUGAGUCUGAGGAAUACGACACACUUGGCUCGGACAGUGACACCGAAGUUGGGACAAGCAGUCGCACAGAAUCAUCUAAUCACCUUGAUGAUUCGGCACCGACGUCUAUUUUAACUCGCUCACCAGGACCUAAUUCCGGGCCCCAGCGAGGCCGCGAGCAACGACUUGCUAUUUUUCCAAGGCCGGUUCAUCAUAAUGUACUAUACCACACUCACGAAUCAAGUACAUCAACCGAGCCGUCACCAAUUUCUGAAAGAAAAACCUUUCCUAGAUUAGAAAAGCAACGAAGUCAUGUAAUAACACCAGAUGUUGGUGGGUCAAGAGUUGAAAAUAUAAUACGACCGUCGCCAAAAAAUUCAGAUGGAACAACUGGAGUGCGUUCUUAUUCGGCAGCACCCUCGCCAAGUCAUACUGCCACAGGUUCACGAUUAAAUGCAUCAUCAAUAGAUCGACACAAAGAAGCCCCAGUGGGACGUCGAUCGGUUGAGUCAUUGUGUUUAUUCAAUGAUCCACAACAAGUAUCAUCCUCAUCAUCAACCUCAACCUCAACCUCACGCAAUUAUCAACGAAACGCGAGAUUACGCUCAAGAGAGCAGCAACCGCGCGAAGACUGGGGUAAUGAAUUAUCCACAUUAGAGCUCAAACCACCCUCAGGGUUCAUGGAUGCUCAUGAAACAAGCGAGGCGGAAUGUGAUAUUGAUAUGAAGCUCAAACUUCAUAGAAAACGUUCCGGACCUCUUUCCAACUCGCUGUCUAAAUCACCCAAAGACUUUACAAUCACUGUCUAAAAAUUAUAAAUAAAUUAUAAUUUUAAUUAAAUUUAUAAAUUUUAUUGUUCUAAAUGUCAAGACUUAUGUAUAACAAUAUUGAGAGUAAAAUCUAAAAAACAAAAUAAGUUAAUUAUUAAGUCAAAUAAUUAAUUAAAUAUCUUAUUGACUAAUUAUUAAUAUUAUUAAACGCUAUGUAUAUUAA
This is a messenger RNA of Microplitis mediator, 6748 nucleotides long. RefSeq names its product cell adhesion molecule Dscam2-like. Gene Ontology annotation, molecular function: protein binding. Gene Ontology annotation, cellular component: axon; plasma membrane. Gene Ontology annotation, biological process: cell-cell adhesion; axon guidance. The record is from RefSeq and is a predicted model, not a curated record. Lineage: Eukaryota; Metazoa; Arthropoda; Insecta; Hymenoptera; Braconidae. The transcript is spliced from 28 exons. The coding region runs from base 214 to 6564 and encodes 2116 amino acids.